GUCCCCGCCGUUGCAGCUUUGCGUCUUUCUCAACGACUCGCCCAGUGUUUGCCGUCAUUCACGAUUCUCUCUAGCUCGGUGUGAUGGGAUUCUGCAGAAGGUGUGGUGAUAUUGUCUCUGGUGUUCGCUGCAAGUGCGGAGGGACACCUGUCGCACCAGUCGUAAAGUGGAAUCAGGGAGAGUCCCAGACGCAAGACAAGUGGUCUCGCACAUAUGUUACCAACGAGAAGUCCCCUCCGCGGCCGGCCGUGCCUAAUGACGACAAGCCUACGGACCCCACAUUAGCAGCCCUUCCUUCGACUACUCCCUCGAGACGCUUUCCACGACCCGCAUCCUCAUCGCAGACGACAUCAGUGACACUCGGGUCGCGAGUAUCUGCACACAUUGCGUCCGUUACCACGUCACGCCUGUCAGACCACGACGCACCUUCCGCUUCUCCAAAUGGUGCCGCCGGCAUCCUGCCUAACCCGAAUAACGGCUCUGAGCUUGCCAAAGUAUACGGCUCCGUCCUUCAACCGAAGGAAACUCUAGCAACGUACCACUGCGCCAUGUGCUCUACGCAAUUUACCCCCGACGCCACAAUAUACCCGGACCCUUCCUCACUGUCUCCCUCAGGUGCAGACUUGACCUCAGGAACUAACACUCGGUUCCUUUGCCGAUUAUGCUUUGUCGAUAAUGGAGGUUCCAAAGGAGGAUGCGCAUCGUGCGGCAGAACAGUGCUCAUCCUGAAGAGUGAAGGAGGAUUCAUCGAGAAUACUGGUCGGGUGUGGCACAAGAAUUGUUUUCGUUGCGAAGGAUGUUUCAAAUAUAUUGGCGACAACCCAAUGGUUGACCUUCUGGGAAAACCUUGCUGCACGGAUUGUUUCGGGACGUGUUUGGAGCGGUCGGGCACCGAUAGCCCUAGGAAGACGGAGGAGCCGCGUAGUAAUCUAGGUGGGGUUAAGCGCACCGACAAGGACAAAGAAGGUAGCCCCGCUCUGGAGGAACUUGAGCAACGUUUAGGUAUAUUCCGCGCUCGCGACAGCACCUCCGCCUCCCAUGCCCCAAAGGGUUCCUUGGGUUCCUCUAGCAGUCGCAUCCCAACCUCUGCGCGAUAUACUCAUCGCAGUACCAAUAGCGCCGAUUCGACUUUGGGUGUCGAUCGCCUCGCGGCUCGCAUGCAAAUGGAUUCAUUAACCGCCAUACGCCCUGCAAUGACCGGUGAAGGCAGCUCCUCGACCCGUAUUUGGGUCUCAUCCGAUUCCUCCACGCCAGAUUCGCGGGAAAGGGAGCGUGACAUCACUCUGAGUUCGCGUGGAAGUCACAGGCAUAGCGACACCAAUACCGGUAGUUAUGUGCCUGGAAGUCCAGCACGUCGCGAUCUUGAUGGGUACAAGGCGUUGGAUCCAGACAUGACAACAUCAAGCUCUUCAGCCAGACUCACCAAGAGUCCGAGAUACAGCAGCUCGACUAUCAAACCGACCGAAGAAGCCAUCGAAGAGAUGAAGAACAGGUUCUUAAGGCAGACCUCGCCUUCACGCUCGUCGGCCUCUACCUCGUCCACGACAACUACGUCCAGAAGACGUCCCGCCUCUCGUGUACGUGGCAGCGGUCCCAUUACUGCUGUCCACACAGGAGAUAUUUCUCCUCGCGAGCAGACGAGUUCCGCGAGGAUUUCCCGAACGUUGACCGGUUCUUCCUUGACCCCCUCAGUACGGAGUCACAUCCGUCGAGACAGAACUGGAGACUCGGCGUAUACUGUGCGCCGUGACCGUACUGGAGACGCUGCAUUAGAAUCACUUUAUGAGUCGUUGGCUUCUAUCAGGGCGAGCAACAAUGAUACGGGGCUGGGUGCGGAGGUCGCGAGCCAGCUAGGUUCUCCGGAGUCGACUGGUCCAAUGUCGAGGCUUCCUGGUAUUACAAGUGCAGCUACUUCCGAUCUUUCUAGUGGUAUCGGCCUUGGUCUCAGGACGGGUCUGGCGGACUCUUCUUCCAAAGGGAGCUACGCAGACUUCGUCCUAUCUACUCCAGACUUGGCAGCUGAUGUCUCAGACACGAAUUCAAACAGUCAGCCAAGCGCACCAUCUACCCCUCCCUCCGUCAGUCCCCCAGCCUUGCGUGGAUCAAGCAAACAAGAGGUUAUCAGCCACCCUACCGGAAACAGUGGGCGGAUCCGCCGGUCUUCUGACACCUUUGCCAGAAAUCCGACACAUCAAUCAUCCAAGUCUCUGCCGAAUGCUCGCGACCUUCCCUCCCCGAUACCUUUGUCUCCGGAUGCUCGUUGCGCCAAGUGCAACCUUCAGUUAUUCAGCACGAAACAUGGAGGGAAGUUCGUUACCGUGCCAGAGGAGCCCGCUAGCAGUGGGGUUCCGCCUAAGACCUACCACGUUACCUGCUUCAGGUGUAACAUAUGUGACGGCCUGUUUGAGGAGCGUGAUGGUGGGCGGGCGGUGUUCGUGAGAGCAGAGGGGGGGCCGUGUCAUAUCGAGUGUGCACCUCCAGAGCGAAUGGUAGUCCACCAGGUGCCCAGCACUGCUCCCCAGCUGAACCUUGGUUCUUCUAUACCCGCGACGCCGUCCAAACCGGAUCACACCACCACCUAUACGGUCCCGCUAUCUUCCAGCCGCUACGAACGGCCGCUCGGCACUGCCCAUCCGACCACGACCACAUUUCCGCGCUUUGGUGGAUCAAUGUCAUGCCCGGGAUGUAGCAGGAACGUAUCGCCCAUGGAAAGAGGUGUCGUACCUGGGCCGCAGGGCACCAGAUGGCAUCAGUCGUGUCUGCUAUGCGGAGGUAAGGAGGCAAAGGGACGAAGAAAAGAAGGAGGAAAGCCAGGGUGCGGUAAACAACUCGAUAGUGCCGCAAAGACCGACUCAAACGGUCGUGUGUGGUGUCGGGAAUGUUUACUCCUCCUUCCCCCAGCUAUGCGGAAUCCUCAGCCCGUUGUGCGAGCGCCGCUCAUCCCUUCGUUUACCGGAGGGCGCGGAAUCGCACCGCAACACACGGGCGCCACGACUAUUGCGCGGCAAUUUACUGGAGUCGGCGGUACCCCAGACGUCACUCUCCCGCGGCAGCUGACCGGCGGUGCCACGACGGCACGCAGGCAGUCGAGUCCGACGAAGCAACAUGACGGACCUCGGCCUGGACGCACGUUUCCUCGGCCGAGGUCUGUGAUUGGAGUGCGCAGUACGAAGAGCGAGGGGGAGGGGCGAGGAAUGUUCUUGGUGAGACAGCUGACCGGCGGAAACGGGGGCUUCAGCGGGAAUGAUUAUGGACUUUGAAGGGCGGAAGGGUUGUAUGACGUACUCACAUCAGCUGGAAGUGGACUGGGAAGAACAUUCAUAGUCUGACCUUGUAGUCGUUACGUGGGCAGGUUACCCGUUGUAUCAUGGCAAAUCACGGUCUUCAGCAUCACCUUGAUAAGGCACGGAGAGUACAUACUAGUCAUCGUACAAGUUAUCAUCGUACAAGUAACUUCGUUUCAACAUGCACUGAAGGUCAAG
Laetiporus sulphureus 93-53 is the source of this 3482-nucleotide messenger RNA. RefSeq lists its product as uncharacterized. The transcript has 4 exons. NCBI's taxonomy places the organism in Eukaryota, Fungi, Basidiomycota, Agaricomycetes, Polyporales, Laetiporaceae. The record is from RefSeq and is a predicted model, not a curated record. Gene Ontology annotation, molecular function: transcription coregulator activity. Gene Ontology annotation, cellular component: nucleus; Z disc. The coding region runs from base 84 to 3260 and encodes 1058 amino acids.